UGUUAAUUGAGGUGAAGAGGUUUCGUUCUUGACGUUUGGCACACGAAUCCAUGCUACCCUACGUAUAGUACUGUAGAGGCGAUUUUGCGUCAGCCCUAGAAAACAUAUUUUUGCAUAUAACGAGUCGUCCAUUCAUCUCCGACUAAUCUUAGUGGUAUCUACCACCACAGAGAAGUUAUGCAGGUCGAUGAAGCAUUCACGUAAGAUCACCGACGUCCACCACACGUACUUUCGACCGGCUAUUGAGGACAGUGUCCUACUAGCGGUGCUUGCCUGCCUGCCCGCCUACCGAGACUUGGAUCACGGUUUAGGAUGGAUCGUUGAACCCGCGCGCGAGGAAGGUGAAACACCGAUUCGAAAAAAAAACUUCAGCGAGAAGUGUGUCACUGAGACGCAAGUCGUGACGUAGCCAGUGAAAUGACAAAGGUGGGGAACAGAUGAGACCAACCGGAGAGAAAGAGAGAAAGCACAACUCGAACUUGGAGUUCCUUGAAAACUUUGCUCAUGGUCGAUGAUUUACCUUGGAGAGAAGGAUCUCUCUCCCUCCAUUUCGUCCCUCAUGUAAGACUUUUUAUAACGGGGCUAUUUCAAACAAGCACUAUGGAUGUUAAACUAAAUGACUAACAAUAAGUAACGCAUAUCACGAAAUGUGCAAAAACUUCAAUUUUGCAUGUAAACAAUUUAUUUCAAAGAAUAAAUGAAGUGUUCAGUGGGAAAAUGACAAUUGUGACACGAGUAUCUUCUUUAAAAUCAACUAUAUAAUCCAUGAUAUAAUCGUACUUACGAUGAGAGGGCUGAAUACUCCGUGGCAAUUAUAAUAAAUGCCGCGAGACUUAUUAAUGAUUAAUACUAAUGGAGAAAUACAAAAUCUAAAGAAGAAUUGUGAUCACUGAAUUUCAAAACUAGCAGUUACGUUUUAGUAUGGAAUUGCAUAUACAUGCAUAUAAUAUAAUAAAUAUAAAGUUUAACAUAUUGUACGUAUAAACUUUUAAUUAUAUUUAAAACAAAAUGUCCUUGAUGAUAGUUAAGCUCAAUUGUAUCAACAUGUUUACUUUAUCUCUUCUUCUCUAUUAUACUUAUCAAUUUCCUCGUUGAAAUGAAAUGGUCUGUACGAAAGUAUACUUUGUUUUCUGGGAACACGACAAUAUGUAGCAAUUUACCGGGUAUUAUAUUUCUUAACUGCAUCGUAAAUGACAGUACACUCAUAAUUACAUCUCUAUACCGAGACGAUAAGUAUCGACGAACGUUGCAUCAGGUUAUUAAUAAGUCAUUAAUUUAAAACCGUACAGGAAUGGCUAAAGUUGAUGCGAACGCAUUUAUUCGUAGUACCUUCAGAAUUCUUGUCGCGUAUACUUUGCUGUAUAUUAGAUAAUUUUACUGAUAGGUAGUAAUCGCGAAGUGAAACAAUUUUACUACAGGCGUACAUUGCAAUUCUUGGCUGACAGUAUACAAAUUUUUUACUCAUUAAUACAUAUAUACAUGAACUUAUUGUUUUUAAUAUAGUAGUAACUGUAAAAAUGCAGAUACUCUCUUUGAAUUUCUUGUUAUACACCAUUGGUGGCAUAUGGCGACCAAUAGAAUGGUCUUCAAAUUGUUCUAAGUUAUUGUACAGUUUGUUCACUUUUUUCUCGAUAUAUUCGUUACUCAUUUUGCUCGUGACUCAAUUUCUGGAUAUCGUUUUUAUUAUUAACGAUAUAGAAGAUUAUAUUACAAAUAUUAUGAUUUUACUUUCGGUUAUUAGUUGUGUGACCAAAAUGUUUGUAGUUGUUAUUCGUCGCGAUAAAAUAAUUAAUAUAAUCGAAAUACUGCAAGAAAAACCAUGCAAAGCUUGUACCGAAGAUGAGAUGAAUAUCCAACUAAAAUUCGAUCGUAUAAUCAGGUCACAUUCUAUAAGCUAUCUGCUUUUGGCAAUGGUUUCUGCAACGGGGACUGUAGCAGGUGGGCUACUCGAUACUUUGAAAGGCGAAUUACCUUACAAUACAUGGGUACCUUAUGAUUAUACUUCAUCCCUGUCACUGUGGCUUACGUCUCUUCAAGAGUCCAUAGCUGUGAUUUUGGGCACAUUUAUAAACGUUGCUACGGAAACAUCGGUAUUGGGAUUUUGCUUGCAAACGUGCGCACAACUUGAAAUCCUCAAACAUCGUCUUCAGAGAAUGGUGAAUUCUACGGAAGGAAUUCCUGAACAUUUCCCACUUCAUACGCCACAGAGAAUGGGCAGAGUGUCAGAAUACGUUUGUCAUCACCUGUCCAUAAUCAGAAUUGCGAAAAUGAUCAACGACGUCUUCAGCGAAGUGAUCUUUGUCCAGUUUUUCGCCAGCAUAUUAGUAUUGUGUUCGAGUCUGUAUCAUCUGUCUUCUCAUGCAAUCGUUGACGUCGCUCCAUUAAUAGUCUACGCAUUUUGCAUGUUUGUGCAAAUUUUUGUUUAUUGCUGGGCUGGGAAUGAAGUUAUACUUAAGAGUACAGAAUUGAGUGAAGGUGUAUACCAAGUGGACUGGACAUUAAUAACAGUCAGUGAACGAAGAGAUUUAUUGAUGAUUAUGAAGCGUAGUACGAGACCCAUCAAACUUACCAGCAGUUUUCUGGUUACUUUGUCCUUGACUUCUUAUAGUAAUCUUCUGAAGGCAUCUUACUCUGCAUUCAACGUUUUGCAACAAUCUUGAAACUUUAUCAUUUUUUAAUAUAUUAAUAUAAUGUGUACAACAAUU
Messenger RNA from Ooceraea biroi (clonal raider ant), 2705 nucleotides. RefSeq names its product odorant receptor 46a. Gene Ontology annotation, cellular component: plasma membrane. Gene Ontology annotation, biological process: detection of chemical stimulus involved in sensory perception of smell; sensory perception of smell. Lineage: Eukaryota; Metazoa; Arthropoda; Insecta; Hymenoptera; Formicidae. Gene Ontology annotation, molecular function: odorant binding; olfactory receptor activity. The record is from RefSeq and is a predicted model, not a curated record.